Molecule: messenger RNA, 3014 nt
Organism: Marmota flaviventris (yellow-bellied marmot)
Lineage: Eukaryota; Metazoa; Chordata; Mammalia; Rodentia; Sciuridae
Source: RefSeq, a predicted model, not a curated record
AUGAUCAAUGAAUAUUGGCUUUACAAACGGAUCCCAUUCCACAGCUCUCAAGAUUUUACAGAAUGCUGUAAGUAAUUGUCAAAGUUGUUUUUCAAGAAACAGAAAGGGUUGCAACUUCUUCCUAGUAAUAGAAACUUUUACAGUUGCAUUCAAUGCCUAACGUUGCGGAAACCGAAAGGUCCAAUGAUUCUGGAAAUGGUGGACACAAAUCUGAGAGGAAGUCUCCAGAAGAAAAUCUACAAGGUGCUGUCAGAUCUUUCUGCACAAGUGCCUCGGGAGCACCCUUGGGUCCCAGAGGAGAUGGGCAUUAUCCAUGGAGUUGUCCUGUGACUCAUACUCGGGAGAAAAUUUAUGCCAUCUGUUCAGACUAUGCCUUUCUCAACCAGGCAACCUCAAUCUAUAAAACCCCCAAUCCAGCCCGCUCUUCUUGCCUCCCUGAUAGUACCUCGUUACCUUCUGGAAAUAAUUCAUCAAGGUACGUCGGUAUCCCGACUAGUACAUCAGAGAUAAUCUAUAAUGAAGACAAUAGUUUGGAAAACUUAUCCAACAGUCUGGGCAAGCUACCUCUCGCAUGGGAAAUCGAUAAAUCAGAAUUUGACGGGGUGACUACAAAUUUGAAACACAAAUCAGGCAAUGCAAAGAAACAAGUUUCCAAGAAAAAAACUUCUGAGAAAAAAGGAAGGCAUCAGAGGGAAUGUCCUCAGCAUUCUCCUCUUGAGGAUAUUAAACAGCGGAAAGUAUUAGACCUCAGACGAUGGUACUGCAUAAGCCGACCACAAUAUAAGACUUCAUGUGGCAUCUCCUCAUUAAUUUCUUGUUGGAAUUUCUUAUAUAGCACAAUGGGAGCUGGAAGUCUUCCACCUAUUACCCAAGAAGAGGCUUUACAUAUUUUGGGCUUUCAACCCCCAUUUGAAGAUAUCAGGUUUGGCCCUUUCACCGGAAACACAACACUCAUGAGAUGGUUUAGACAAAUUAAUGACCACUUCCAUGUAAAAGGAUGCUCCUAUGUUCUAUAUAAGCCUCAUGGGAAGAACAAAACAGCUGGAGAAACGGCUUCAGGAGCCUUGUUGAAGUUAACGCGUGGAUUGAAAGACGAGUCACUGGCUUAUAUCUAUCAUUGCCAAAAUCAUUAUUUUUGUCCAAUUGGCUUUGAAGCAACUCCUGUUAAAGCGAAUAAGGCCUUCAGGGGUCCUCUCUCACCACAGGAAGUAGAAUAUUGGAUCUUAAUUGGAGAAUCAAGUAGAAAACAUCCUGCCAUCCACUGUAAAAAAUGGGCAGAUAUUGUUACUGAUCUAAACACUCAAAAUCCAGAAUACCUAGAUAUUCGGCAUUUAGAGAGAGGGCUGCAGUUUCGAAAAACAAAGAAGGUUGGGGGGAAUUUGCACUGCCUCAUAGCAUUCCAGAGACUUCAUUGGCAAAGAUUUGGGCUUUGGAACUUUCCAUUUGGAACCAUCAGACAAGACUCACAACCUCCAGCACAUGCCCAGGGCAUCGCCAAAUCUGAGAGUGAAGACAAUAUCUCCAAGAAGCAGCAUGGGCGUCUGGGCCGGUCCUUCAGUGCUAGUUUCCAUCAGGACUCAUCAUGGAAAAAGAUGUCCAGCAUCCAUGAGAGAAGGAACAGUGGCUACCAGGGCUACAGCGACUAUGAUGGGGAUGAGUGACCCUGCUGGGCUCUCCGCAUGGUGUCAUCCACAUAGCUUACCUACAGGACUGCAAUACGAUAGUGGAAGGUUGAAACGUCUACAUUAAUAGAACAGAUCUCGUGGUACAAAGCAUAACCUUAUAGUUCUUAAUAAAUAAGCUUAUAUAUGAUUAUCAUGGGCGAUUUCAGAUGUAUAAGCAGAUAAGCACAGAUUAUUGCCCUUUUAAAAUUAAGAGUAUGUAAACAAUCUAGACAAAAAGUUUCAUAAAAUCCCCAAAUUUACAACUAUUUCUAAACAGAAACACAAAUUCACUUAACAGCAUCAAGAUUUGAAAUACUUAAGCAUGAAGUGAUUUAUGACUCGAUCCCUAGCUAAUUUGUUACAGAUAGUUUUAUUCCUAAGAUGAAGAUGUAAAGCAUUUGUCUACCCUUAAAAAAUGGGGGCUGCCAAUUUCUAGGUUUUGCUCAUGGUUAAAGCUCAUUUAAAAUUAUUUUGAGUCUAGUACUUCUUUCACUAAUAGCAGUAUUUUGCUUGCCUCAUUUGUCUCCUGAUUAACUGUCUCAGGAUUCUCAAUAAAGAGGCAAAAGAGGAAAGACUCAAAAAACCUGGUCUUUUCUAUUGGUGUAAAGGGUGACUUAGUGCAUUGAUUCCUUCAUGACUUUCCUGACUGUUAGUAUCAAAUAUUGACAAGAACCUUAGGUUUUGAAGACUUCUGUAAGUCUAGAAUAAACCUGGCUUAGUGAUAGAAUAGAAGAACAGUGGCAUCUGAAGUUUCUGUACCCAAGCUACCUUGCAGGGAGAUUUUCUGAUACUUGACUGAUCCCUGGAAUGGCAUCGUAUGUUAAUAAUGGCUUUGAAGAUGCAUCAAGAAUGCCCAGGUCACUCAGAGGGCACUCUCCACAUUCUAAACUCUGAGCUGUUUCUUUUUUUGAUCCAAUUGUCUUUUUGAAGUGAGUUAAAUAUUUUGGAAGUGUGGAUUUCAUGUAUUUGAGCUCCUCUCUAGCUGCUGUCAGUUCUUCUUCUGCUGCCAACCUGUGACUCACAAACAACUAGGAUCUCUUGUUCUUUCAUUUUAGGGGUUUGUUCCAGGACUUACAACAGUAGCUUGGUGAUUACAAGGUGCUGGAUAUGUUGGUAACCACAUUGCAAUACACCUCAAGGAGAGGGUUCAGACUUUUAUUUUUAAAAUAGUUUCAUUUUUUUUCUCUUGAAUUUUAUAUCCAUUUGUCCACAUACACAUGUCUAGCCUACAGAAAGGGAUAUAUAUUAUGAAAUGGUCAUUUUUCUGAAGAGAAUAUUUUGCUUGAAAUGCAAAGGACUGAAAGAUUUGUAGGUUGUUGAUUUUGUUACUUCAUACUGGAACUUUUAAAA